This is a messenger RNA of Venustampulla echinocandica, 1401 nucleotides long. RefSeq names its product RmlC-like cupin. Bases 1 to 1401 code for a protein of 466 amino acids. The transcript has 3 exons. NCBI's taxonomy places the organism in Eukaryota, Fungi, Ascomycota, Leotiomycetes, Helotiales, Pleuroascaceae. Gene Ontology annotation, biological process: oxalate metabolic process. The record is from RefSeq and is a predicted model, not a curated record.
AUGGCUUCCACUUCGCACUUCCGCACUCUCAUUGCUUUCCUGCUAGCCACCACGAGCUUUCCAUGCUCUUUACUAGCUGCUCCAACGGGCACAUACACUGCCCCAGCACCAACCUCACUCCUAGGGUUCAAUCCUGCAAAUGGAGUUGUGAAUGCAGAUCCAAAAAAUAUCAAGUUCACUCUCGCACCAGGACAGACUGACUCGGCCGUCAUCGGCGCUCCCCUUGAUUUCAACAAUGCAAAGAACCCACAGCCAAUCCGGGGAAGCAAAGGGGGCACAGAUCCAGGACCGCACACAGACAAGUAUAGCCAGUUGAACCCGGAUAGACUCGCACCGCCGGGAACGGAUCACGGCAGUGUCGCCAAUGCCCAAUGGCCACUGGAAUUAAGUCAUGCAAAACUCGGGCUUGAUAGAGCAGGCUGGUCCCGGGGGCAGAAUAUAGAUAAUAUCCCGGUAGCGACCGAGAUGGCGGGUGUUGAUAUGAGGUUGGAAGAAGGUGGGUAUCGGGAACUUCAUUGGCAUAAGGCGGCUGAGUGGUCGUAUGUGCUGAAUGGGAGUGUACGCAUCCAGGCGAUGAAUGAGGAUGGGCAGACCUUUGUGGAUGAUCUUUCGGCAGGGGAUGUGUGGUUUUUCCCUCCUGGUGUGCCUCAUUCCCUUCAAGCCUUGGAGGGUGGAGUUGAAUUUCUGUUGGUUUUCGACGAUGGGAGCUUCUCGGAGGACAACACAUUCCUAGCUACUGAAGUCUUUGCUCGAAAUCCGAAAUCAGUGUUGUCCAAGAAUUUCAAGGUUCCCAUCUCUGCAUGGGAUAAAAUUCCACCAGGCGCGCUAUUUAUCUUUCCCGGAACGAAAGCGCCGAAGAAUAUCUCGGCACAGAACGUUACAGGCACAGCCGGAAUUGUCCCAACACAGCAGUCGUAUUCAUACCAUCUCUCGAAACAAGAGCCAACCUUUAGUCUCGACGGCGGAAGCAUUAAAAUCAUUGACCCUACAACAUUCCCAAUUGCAACGAAGUUUUCGGCCGCCGUUGUGACUGUGAAGCCAGGAGCUAUUCGCGAGAUCCACUGGCAUACGACCAGCGAUGAGUGGAAUUUUUUUAUUGCUGGUUCUGCACGGAUUGGUAUCUAUGCUGCGGAAGAUGCUGCUCAGACAUUCGACUACCAUGCCGGAGACUGUGGAUAUAUUCCCAAGGCAAUGACACAUUAUGUAGAGAAUGUUGGGAAUGACGAUGUCGUCUUUAUCGAAGUGUUGCAGGCUGAUCACUUUUCCGAUAUUUCAGUUGGCCAGUGGGUGGGGUUGACCCCUCCGCAGAUUGUUAUCGAUACCUUGAACUUAACGUCGGAAACUGUUUCAUCGUUCAAGAAGGAGAAGCAAUAUAUAGUCCAGGGAGAUCCUGUCGCAUGA